UCCAGUAGCCACGGAUCCGAUUAUAUUGGUUUUGAUGAUCUCUCUUGUGCGGGUGCGCUCAGUCUCUUCCCGCGUAAAUUUCUUCUUCACGUUGAGCUAAUAAAAUAAAAUCUUGUGGUGCAUUUAUUUAAAUGCGCGUGGAAUUACUUUGGGGGAUUCUACUCAUUGUGACUUAUUCUUGAAAGAAGGGGUGCCCCAGUGUGUGGAUAAAUUGUAUUUGUUUGUUGAGAAAAAAGAACUAUUUUGUGAGGAGGGGAAAAAAGUUAAGCGAUUGUGGAAUUAUUUAAAUUGAGAAAAAUCUUAUUUAAAGACUUAAUAAUUUAUGAUGGUGCCGUGAUAAUGAAGAUAAGAAACUUCUUUUGGAAAAUAAGUAGUGAUGAUGAUGAUGUUGUUGCAACAUAAAACAUCGUCAAAGUGUUUUGGCAUUUAAAAGUGAAGCAUUUAAGUUUUGCCAAGGAAAAAAACUGCCAAAAGGGCAUUUUACCAUUUACUAAUGCUUUUAAUAUUUAUGGUGUGUUUAAUGAAAAUCUGGAAUAUAUCAAUGAAUAAGUCGCGGAAAUGCGAUACAAAAGAAAAUAAUUUCUUUUGUCACAUGGACUUGCAAACCGCAAAGAAAGGCAAAAAAUCCGUGCGUGGCAUGUCCGAGCAGACAUACCGUAAAAAGUCACGAUUAUUCAAUUUAAACCCUCAACAACAACAACAACACUACAAUAAGGUCCCAUUGUCGAGUGUUGCACUAAAUUUGUGUGACGUUGAAUUGUCAAAGACGACGUCGACGUGUGGUGUUGCUGCUGCUGCCGCUUCUGCUGCAAAUAUAGCCACUAAUGACCAAGAUAUUGGGAAUAAUAAUUUUCAAGAGUCAAUCGCCCGGCAGCGACUGACUGAGGAGCAUCUAAAGACAAACGUCCAAAUUGUGUUGACAAACAUCAAUCGCAACUACAACGCAUUGCAGGGUGUUGCUGCGCUGCAUGCCAACAAGCACAACAACCAACAACAGCUUUUGGAUAGUUUAAAUUGCAAAUUAAUCGACAAGAUGACCAGCCCGGAGGCGGAUUACAAUAGUAAUCCACAUUAUGCACUUAAUCAGCUUCAAUGCUCCGUUGCCUCAUCGCAAGAUUUCACUCACGACAACUCUGAUUAUCAGUGGUUUCUGGAUUAUGGGUAUCGAGAAGGUGUUCCCCAUCAGAGUAUCUUAUCAUCGCUGUCCGCAUCGUACAAUGGUAUCGGUGAGUUGUCCUACUAUGAGGACUUGGCGAAGAAUAUUGAUGUGAAUUUAGCUGAAGUUGAUAUGGAGAGUUUUCGUGCUGAAGACAUAAAUUCCCUCCUGAAUAUCCCAUCGUCGCGAAAGAGGCCUGAAAAUGAAUUUGAUGCAUCAAUUUGCAAGUCAGAAUUGCUCUUUUCACCCGUCAAGGAGUCACACAUUAGUGUGGAUUCAUUGGAUAUGGAUGGGUAUCCGAAUGAGGAUAUUAUACUCACGUGUAAGGCCAAUAAGGAUAACUACACGAUUGCCUUUGAGGGGAGUAUUGCGUAUUCGGAGGAUAGUUACUACGGGGAGACGCGUGGUGGUGGUGGGGGGCGUCAUCAGAGGAUUGAUGAAGUUGUGCGGAGGAAGGCAUUGGAGUCUAUGUCGCGGUCAGAUACGGGAUUUACGACGUGGAGUAAGUUGAAGAAGGCAGCAAGUUCCCAGCUUCAGCGGUAUCCAUCGGGGAACAAUAAUACCUCUGUGACGCAAGUGCCGCGACACAAUCCACACUGUAUCCUGCGAAAGAGUUCGAGUAUGCCGAGUUUGCAUCAUCCGGGUGGGAAGGGGAAUGUGCUUAAUGUGAGUCAAGCAGUGAGUAGUUUUGCAACAAAUGGGCGUUUUCCGAGGGUGGUGAUGCCCUCAUCGGGUACAGAGAGUCCAGCUCCGUUGCAGAGUAGCAGCAAUACGAGCAACAAUGAGCAUGUGCCCAAUCAACCGUCGUUUAGUCUCGUGAAGUUGUUCAUUAAGCAGAAGAGUAAUUCAACGGACACCUGCAUGGAUGUUUCUUCGGGAUGUUGGCCAAGUGAUUCAUCAUCAUCGGCUGAGCAGAAUCGUGUCCGGAAGAGAAGUAUGAAUGAUUCAGGGAAGUGUUCGGCGUUGAGUAGGCACGAUGAGGAGGGUGACGAUGAUAGUAGUAGCUGUCAGUACGAUAGUCUCGAUGUUCAGGUGAAUAUGGACAACAAGGCAGCUGCUACGCGGCAGCGUUCCAAUGAUCUGUACAAGGAAGUCUUUGAUUCACCAUCACGACGAAGCUACAAGGAAUGCAAUCUCAACAUUCGCACACAACCCAAACAUCCGGCUGUCUUUAAUCUAAACAACAACAAUUCCCUCGAAGCAAAUAAGAGUCUCACCGAUACAAGUCGUACGAGUGAGAAUUUAACGCAGGUUUACAAUAAGAUGCGUGUGCCAUUGGAUAUGAUAACGAGAUCAAUGCAAACAUCCUUCCCCAUUGCACCGCCCAAGGAGCGCGUGAAGGUUGUUCCGCCAUCAUUCUUAGCACAGCUGAAUAGGCAUGAAAAGAAGACGGCACCCGUGUAUGUGAUCUACCCCAAUUACACGCUGCCCAAUUUGGAUUUCCUCGAGAUGCAGAAUGAGGUGAUACUGUCACCAUUGGAAUUUCCCGCCACGAAGCGUCCCAGGCCGAAGUCUCUGGCUGACAUUGAGAAUAUCGCAGCCGGGAAGUACAAUCACAUUGUUGACUGGAAGUCACUCUUUAUGCUGCUGCCCAAGGAGUACCGACGAAUGCUGCGGAAUCUACCCGAAGUGGAGGAUGAUGUGGAUGACUAUGAUGUGGAUGUAACGUCGCAGAAGCCAAUCUUCUCAAUGACACCUCCAAUUCGACGAUCCUCCCGGCCAUUGUCGUGCGAUUGCGCCAGCUACGUUCAGGGUACAUGCACUUCCAGCAGCUCCAAUUCAUCCACAAAUCAACCCCCAAGUUCCGGCUAUCGUGGCUCCUCGACACUCCUCACGGAUUCCGAAUUGGAUAACAACAAUGACAAUAUGCGCAAUAUGUAUGUGUAUCAGUAUGAUAAUAAUAAGAUUGAGAGUGAUGUGGAACGCCCACCAACGGGGAGGAAUGUCAAGGGGAUCCUAAGACGUGGUGCUAGUCAGCCGAAGCCACGCUACAAGCGGAAUAGUAUGAUUGAGGAAGAGCAAAGGGCGCAAGUGGAGAAGAGAAGAUCCCUCCAGGAUAUCCCCUACUACGAGGACUUCCCGGAGGAGUAUGAGAGUGUGGACAAGCGCCUCCCGUACAGAUCACGACCCCUCUACUCCGGGUACAACAACAUUGACCCCAGCAAUCAUCGGCUUCCGCACCCAAAGCAGUAUUACGACUGCAAUGCAGUUAAACUCAAUAAAACCAACUACAACUACAUGACCGAAUUGAAUGAUCUUGAGCUCAAUCGUGCCCUUUCGGGGCGCCUAAGUCAAACACCACCCUUUACAUCACCACAGAAAGACCCAGAUGCCGAUGCGAGAAUUCGCGCGGAGAACUUCCUGAGUAGUGUACCAAAGUCCGAACUAAAGUACUACGCAGAAGUUGCGAAUAUUCUGGAGUCCAUUGAGAAUGUAACAGAGCCGUAUGAUCGCCUCAAGUUGCGCAAUGAAGUCAGUCGGGCUCUUGUGCAGAAGAGGGUUUCAUUCAAUCCACCCGAAGGGACAAAUAAUCCAAAUAUUAUCAACAAUAACCUCCUCGUGAUGCCCGCAGCGGGGUUGAAACCCUUCACAACACCCCCCAAUUCACCAAACAUCUCAAUGGCCGUACCCAAAGCGAAGGCAGCUGCAUCGGAGAAGGAGAAACAGGAGAAGAUCCAGAGUAAUCGUUUCAAAAGACUGCAAAUUCAGUGGGAGUUGCUGAGUAAGGAGAGUCAGGGCACACUGAAGGAGAAUAAGCUGGAGACAAAGAGUGGUGGAUCAACCCCCACAUCAGCACCCAAAUCGAGAAUUCCACGACCUGUCAGCUAUCCAACGGCAAAGCCUCUCCACACGGAUAACAAGAGUCUCAGAUCACCGAGUAAGAUUGUUCCGCCGCGGAAGUACACCACGACUGCUAAUACAUCAUCACCCACAAUUCCUCCUGCUGUGACAACAAGAACGACAACAAAAUUGCAUGGAACACCAAAGAGAACACCAACCCCAAGGGUAGCAACAAGAACUCGGUAAAGUAAAUUUGGGAUUUAAAGUAAAUUUAUCAUUUUCUUAAUUAUUAAGAAGGAAAAAAGUGAGCAUAUAUAGUAACAUUUUAGAUGAAGAAUAAUGCUAUAUAUAUAAAUUAUUUACUUAUAAAUUUAAUGUAAUGAGAAGCAGUUAAAAAACAAAUGAAAAUUCAUUUUAACAUCCAAGAAAAUGCAAAGAAAGUAAUGAGUUUAAGAAGAAAACUCCUUUCUGCAGCAACGUGGCGGUAAAAUACUCACAUAAAAAAUGAAUUUGAAAACAAAAGUGAAAUUAAUGGUAAAAAGAAUGAAUUAUUUCAACAAUUUCUUCACCAUAUUUAAAAUAUAUUUAUCACUCUAUUAAUUCGUAAGUUUAAAUGUGUGCUUCUCGACGAAUUUUCUGUUUUUUGCUUUGAAGAUUUUUUUUCACACAAAAUGAUUUUUUUUUUUUGAAUUUCUAAAGCGACCACGCAAAUGCUUUUGCUGACAAAGAAGAUGAAUAAGAAGUAGAAGGAGGUGGAUUGUGUAAUGAAUUAAUUAAAAAAUGGAUGGAAAUUGUGAGAAUCAAAUGAAAAGUAAUAUAAAAUAAUAGAAGAAGAAAAAAAAACUUUGUAAUUGCUUCCUUUUUAUGUGAACUAUUCAUUUUUUUUUCUUUAUUAAUAUUGAAAAAGUUCUAAAAUGAAAUUUUAAAUGAAAAGAAGAAUCUUUAUUGGAUUAGUUAAAUGUAUUGAGUUGCAAAGUGAUAUUCUCUUAUAGGAUAAAAUAUUAAUUAUAUUAAAAAAAAAGUAAAACAUUUUAAGAAAGGCAAAAACCCUUUAACUUAUAAGCUAUCACAGAAGAGAGAGAGAAAGAGAAAAAAACAAACAAACUAAUAUUACUUUUAAUGUAAUAAUGGAAAAAAUAUCAAUUUUAUCAAAUACCCGCGUUCUUAAAUUGCUUACAUUUGUGAGAAAGAAAGGAAGAAGGAGCAACGGAAAUUGUGAAGAUUUGCGCAGUGAUGGAUGCAUUUUGCAGAUUUAAUUAAUUACUUUUUCUUAAAUUAACGGAGAUUUUUUCUUAUUAUUUUUGAACAAUGAAUAUGCCGAAGAAGUGCCAUAUGAAAUAAUUUAUUUUUUGCUAUGAUAUGCAAAAUGGAUUUUUCGACGUGGAAAAAGUUAUGUAAUAAUAAUAAAAAAAAUGUAGAAAAAGGACUCUAUGUAUUGUAGUUUAUGUAGAGGACUUUAUUUCUAUACAAGCUACUCUCCCAAAGACGAACAAAUUAUUUAAAAAAAAGAUUUUUUUGCAAUUUUAUUUGUCUGAGAAUGCCUCAAUGAAAAUUUUAUUUUUUAAUUUUUUGGAUUCUCUGCAUUGUAAAAGAUUUUAUUUAUUGCUUACAAUGAGUUUAAUAAAAAAAAAUACUUGUCUAAUUAAAAAA
Molecule: messenger RNA, 5587 nt
Organism: Lutzomyia longipalpis
Lineage: Eukaryota; Metazoa; Arthropoda; Insecta; Diptera; Psychodidae
Exons: 6
Coding region: 494-4183 (1229 amino acids)
Source: RefSeq, a predicted model, not a curated record